AGAAAAGCGCUGAAUGCUUGUGUGAAAGUCAAGAUUUACGGCAAACCAGAAGUUCGGAGAUAUGACGCACUCUCAACGCGGAAGCGAUUUUGCCGUUGUUAUGUUGGGCAAGAGGGACUAGGGUCACGACAUGUCGACAACGAAUUUAAAAUACCGUUUCAUACUGAUAAAAAUGCGAAAACUUACAAUAUCGUUGCUAUUCACAACGCACUUGUUAAGUUUGAUAACAUGCCUUACGUCGAGAUAUACCCAAAAUUAGGAACCGGCUCUGACGAGAUAAAAAAGUUGAUUGACAAAAGAAGAGGUGACGUGGAAAAAGAGUGGAAUGAAGCUAAAGCUAAUCCAGGUGGAAGACAGAAAUAUUCUUUGGCUGUUGCUCAGCGCCGAGUUAAAGAUUGUUAUGCAGGAAACUUUCGAUCGAACCGUAGGUUGUUGCACCCUUCUACCUUUGGAGAAUCUUUCAGCAUCAAGGACAUUUAUGAUUCAGUACAGUACAAUGAUGAAAGGAUUCUGGAAACAUGCUGUUACCAGAAUAGAGACGUGUACGAGCAAAUCAGGGAACUCAGAGCUGAUGUUGAAACCAAGUAUAACGAAUCUGCUGCUUCUACAGGAACUCUCCACAAAUAUACCCAAGAAGAAGCAAAACAGCUUUUGCAAAAUUGUUACUAUAGUUAUAGGAACCAUUGCCCCCCAAGAAAUUCACUGAUGGAAAAAGAUCCUGAUGGUUGCGGCAUAUGUGGAAUUAAACCUUUGGUAUGUAUUUUUCAAAUUCAUGAUUUUCUUCGCAAAUAUGACAACCAAAUGCAGCAGUUUCACAAAUACCCUGAACAAGGACCUGGAUCUGAUGAACUAAAGAGAUCAAUUGAUGCACACAGAGCUGACUUGAAAGAGGAGUACGAGAACUUUCGCAAGGGUGGUGAAUCCAGGCCAUCAGCUUGCAAGUAUUCAUAUAGUGAGGCGAAUCGUCGAGUUGGAGAUUGUUAUGCCAGUACCGGUCCUGGCACUGUUGACUUAUUUCCCCAAAAGAAAGAUCAGGUUGGAAUGCCAAGGAUUUACCAAACUUUUGAUAUAUUUGACAUAAAAACAUCUCUAGAUUAUUUUGACACAAAAUUGUUUCUGGAAAAGUAUCCAGACAAAGGACAUAUUACUGAUGAAUUAAAAAGAGAGAUUGAAGAAAACAGAGCUAUCAUUGCACAUGAGUACAAGGAAGCCACAGCUAUUGAUGAAGUUGAGCAUGGCUCUGGAUUUAUCAUCCAAGAUCACUUUGUACUCACUAACAGGCAUGUGAUUGAAACCUAUCUAGAUGAUGAACAUAGUUAUGAAAUUCGCUUUUCCAAUGAAUCCAUCAGUGAACUGUCAUGCAAGGUUGCUCAUGUUGAUCCAGGUAAAGAUUUGGCAUUACUGUAUUGUCCAGAUCUUAAUUUACAAGAAAGUGGAAUUUGUCCAUUGCAGUUAUCAACCCAGCCAUUGCUACCAGGAAUGCAGAUAUUUUCUUUUGGUUAUCCCAUGAGUCACACUGAAGAAACUGCUCUUUUUGUGAAUGGAAAUGUCUCUGGUUCAAAGAGGACCCUAUCAGGCCAUUCUAUGGCAGUGUUGAACUGCUCACUGAAUUCUGGGAAUUCAGGGGGUCCAGUUCUGUCCUGGGUAGAUGGUGAGGUUAGAGUAGUUGGUGUUGCAACUCAGAAACAUUUCAGUAGGAUUUUAACUCCUGUUGAAACGAAGGUGAUUGGAAAUUUGAGAGAAUCAAUGCAAGCCCAAACUAUUUCUGAUGUGCAAGAACGUGAUUUAAAAGCCCUCUCUAGGAGAUGCAUAGAGGAACACAUUCCCAGGUCCUGUCAGGAUUCAAUAAAUCUGCUCACUUUAAAACUGUAUGAUGCUUUGGAAACACAUUCUCAAUUCAAUUUAAGCAAUGCAUUACCUGGAGAUUUGGUGGUUCAGUUUAUCAAAAACUUCAUCUCUGAAUACAAUGGAGAGCAUAAAGAAGAGUUGAUCAAGAUUGUUGUCGUUGGACAUAAUUUGUAGUAAAAAAUGAGAAACACUUUUUUAGGAGUACUAAGGUCAGAGGUUGAGAUUCAGUCUAAGAUGGAUCAAAGAAAUGUGACAGCAGGUGGGCAAUGAGUUUAGUAUAACUGUCCAGAAAUGCCUGUUUUGUUAAACAGGCCCUGCUACUUUUAAUGGCUCAUAAUUAUUAUUUGCAUUUGGUUAAGUUUGUUAAUUUUUUAAUAAUUAUCUCUCUCAAAGAGAAAUUUGGUUAAUUAAGCAAUAAUGAACUGUAUGAAGAAACUAUGAACUUUGUGAUAAUGGAUUAUCAUUUUUCAUUACUGAUUCUCUUGAACUAUCAUCAAUUUAAAGUGAGUAUUAUUGCCCCCGCAGGGUUUUUGGCCCCAGAGGGCCAAAAACCCGAGGAGGCACCUUAGGACUCCCCGCGUAAUAUAGAGGAAGACUGGAGAAGAGGGAAUGUGGGUAUUUUCGGUAGAUCAUAACCAAAAAAAAAUCUCGAUUUGAUCGCUUGCACGGCCGCAAGGUAUCAACGUUUUUCCCUAAAAUGGUCAUGGGCUGCCAGUAAAAAGACACGCGUGAGGACUUUUGGGAUCGGCGUCUUUGACAAAGAGAUUUGUCCUAGUAUAGAGGAAGACUGGAGAAGAGAGAAUGUAGGUGUUUUCGGUUGAUCGUAACAAAAAAAAAAUCUCGAUUUGAAACGGCCGCAAGGUAUCAACGUUUUUCCUGCAAAUGGUCAUAACUACACAACUGUAAACAACAAGCCCAACUCAAAAAAAAAAAAAAGAAAAUGGUACUGUAGGGUGGGGGCAGCUCUAGUGAGAACUAUAACUAGUGUAGUAAUAGUGUUGUUUGGAUUUCUUAAAAUAAUUGUGGGAUACCUUGGGGCUCUUAAAACAUAAAUGUUAAAAAUGUAAAGUAGUAUCUGCCACCUAAUAGUGGUUCAGAAUUUCUAUCAUCUGUGGUGGAUAAAGUCUCAUAAUUUUUUGAGAACUCUCAUACUUAAAAAGACUCUGUUUUAGAGAAGUUUGUUAAAUUUAGCAAAAGGAGGACAAAAACUUUAAAGAAAUUGUGGUAUCACCAAAAAGGGCUACCAUUUUGUAGAGAUAAUUUUAACUUGGACUUCUCAAUUUUUUGUUUUUCAUUUUAUCAUAUAUGCAAAGUUUUUCUCUUGAAAUAAUUGUUAGGUGCUGUGAGGCACCUACUAAAUAAUCUGGUGUUGCUCAGCUCUUAAAAGCUAUUAUGAAAGCAGUUAUAAAAGUCUCCUAGAAAUAAAGUGAAUGUCCUCUACCACAUGGGUUCCACCAGAGCAUAGCUCCAAACAAGUGUAAUUUAGCUUAUGCAUAUCUUAAGCAUUUCAUAAUUUUUUUUAACCUUAAGAUGUAUUUUUAAUUUUUUUUAUCAAGUUUACUGUUAAGAAGUGCAGUUUUGAUGUAUAAAUUGUAAUGUUCUUGUAAUUGAACUAUAUUAAUUUUGUUUCUUUCACUUAUGAUAUUUGUUUCCAGUCCUUUGUUUUGUUUUGUUUUUUAACUCAGCUUUAGUAUCUUUAUACCAUAGACCACACUUUUUAUUGGUUUCCUAGUGUAAUAACCUAUGCAGGAUGCUGAGAGAACACAAGCAAAGUUUGUGGAUAUGAGCCAGAGGCAAGUGAUUUACAAACUUUUCUUGUGUUUCUCUAACAACCCAAGUGGGUUAUUAUGCCAGUAAACUGAGGGAAGCUGCAGUCUAUUGUGCUUUGAAAUAAACUCAUUUUUUUAUUCUAUGGGUUUCCUUGUGCAAUUAAUGAUUUGUACUUAACCAAUCAGGGCACUUGCAGUUUUUCAGUUAUUUCAUAAAAAUGCAGAAAAACUAUUUACAUAGUUUCAAAAUCUGAAUGUCAAUUUUAUAUACUAACAAGACCUACCUGUUUAUGAGUGAUAGACUUAAUAAUGCACAUUUGCGUUCAUCAAUCUUCUGUUUCAAGCAAAGAAGUGUAACUAGCCAUUUUUCAGAGAUGCCAAGCUCUACUUUUUCUCUUUACUUCUCUUUUUUUGGACCAGAACCCCCCCCUUGACCAAAUUUGCCUCCACCAAGCAAUUUUGCAGGAAAAACAUGGAUCUAUCUGUCAGGGACUUCAAUUGGUUGAAUACUCAUCCAAUCAGACUCUCCAUUAUAUAGGAGUAAGAAAGAAGAAAGCAUCUUCUUUUUGCUUACAAUGAACAAUGUGCAUCACGCAAGAAAAUGAGGCCAGAAACCAUAAUACAAGCAUAAGAAGCCAAAUGAUUUUGGAAUAUAUGUAGCCUGAAUCUUCUUUGUGGGCAACUGAUCCAAACUUCCUUUUUAUCCAGGAGUUCUGGUCACCCGUACGGGAGAGUGGGAGAUUGGCUGUGUAUCUAGGAAAGUUGGCAUAUAUGAUUUUUGGUUUGUAAUACCAUUCUGCACGUUGCCAAUAUAGAGUGCAGGGGGAAGGGAUGAGUGAAGUAGGCCAAUGAUUUGAUGAAAUUGUGUUUUAUUACUGCUAAGGGUUUCUUAGGUAUGCAGUCGAGUCCUUUACCAUAAAAUGUGGUGAAUGUAUUCAUGACAUUAUUCUAACAUUUCAUGAGAAAUCUCACCACUUUGAGAAUUUCACCACCAAAUGAAAAAACAUAUCCCGAUGGUAUGAAGUUCGUUAAGACAUUGAGAUGAGCCUUGCAUACAUACAUACUUACAUGCAUACUGGUUUAUUGCAUCAAUACCCUUAGUUAUUAAGGAAAAAAGAAUAAGCUACUCUUCAGGUAUUGCCCAGACAUAAACUGAAACAGAACGAAUGAAUUUAUAAUAAUUAUACAAACUGCGUUGGUUGAGUCACAAGCACUGCACUUGAGUGGAAAAAUUCAAUAGAAGUCUAUUUCAUGAAAACAUUACUGUUCAGGAGAGCGCCCUGGGGACGAGGUAGCCUCUCAUUCGCGGCUACCAAAGUAUUGCACCAUUCUUCAGACCAAGUACAAGAAUUUCGAAAAGAGGACAUCGGUAGAGUUUGACUACCAGUUUACGAACCAGCGGUAUAUUUGUACGGUGUUGGCUUUCCUAUUUUGCCUACAUAUGAGAAGAAACUCUCACUGAAGAGCAGACAUCGUUUCAAUGGGUAGUUAUUUCUCCACUCAAUCCCCACCCGACAAGGUGGACAACAAUGAUGUGCUAGGAAACAAGGGAAGAAAAGUUUUGGAUGCCUGUGUGAAGGUUAAGAUUUACGGCAAGCCAGAAACACGCACAUAUGAUUGCGAAAGAGCACGGCAACUAUUUCGGGGGUGUUACGUGCAUCAAAUGGGAAUAGAAUACGAUGAAUUUCCGCAAGUUGAACCCGAUGAUAAGGCAGAGAAAAUAUACAGCAUUGUUGAUAUUUACAACGCAAUGGAUAAGUAUGACAACAUGCCCUACGUUAAAAUACAUCCCAAAGAGCCUGACGCGAAGAAGAUGAGAGAGUUGAUUGAUAAACGAAGAGCUGAUGUUGAAAGAGAGUUGGAGGAAGCUAGAAUUAACCCUGAUGGAAGAAAAAUGUAUUCUUGGACUGUUGCACUGCAUCGAGUUAGGGAUUGCUAUGCUGGGAACUUUCCAGAGGAUAAAAACAUUUUUUAUAUGUUUAGACAUUGUAGUAUCGAGGACAUUAAGAAAGUUGUUGAUGAGUAUGAUGGAAAAGCCAUAGAAGUAUUUAGUGACCAAAGCAAAAGCAUAGACGAGAAAGUCCUUUUACAUAGGGCUGACAUUCAAAAGAAGUACAACGAUGCUCUCACUUCUCCCGGCACUCUCUACAAAUGUAGUGAAGAAAAAGCACAGGAAAGUUUAAAGAAUUGUUACUCUGUUGCCCAUGAUCAUCCGGAUCUCAGACCUUACAACAGUUGCUACACAUGUCAUUAUGAACCUGAUUUCUGUAUUUUUAAACUUCAUAAUGUAGUUAGCUGGAAUGAUAUCAAAUUGCUGCAGGUUAGCAAAUACCCUGCUGAAGGACCUGGUUCUGAAGAGCUGAGGAAUUCAAUUGAAAGACACAGGGCAGAUUUAGAGAAAGAAUAUCAGAACUUUUGUAACAGUGAAAAAUCCAGGCUACCAGUUCAUGAAUAUUCUCAUGGAGAGGCACAGCGCCGUGUUAGAGAUUGUUUUGCUAGUGCCAUUCCUGGGGAUAGUGAUGUAUUACCCACAAAGGAGGAUCAGAGUGGAAUGCCAAAGUUCUACCAAACUUUUGAUAUUUUUGACAUAAAACAAUCUCUGGAUUAUUUUGAUGCCAAAAAGUUUCUUGAAAAGUAUCCAGAAAAGGGACACAUAUCUGAUGAAAUGAAGAAAAGUGUUGAUGAACAGAGAGAACAUAUUCUAAGGGAAUAUGAGAUUGCCACUACCAAUGUUGAAAUUGAGCAUGGUUCUGGAUUUGUCAUCAGUGACCACUUUAUACUUACCAACAAGCAUGUGAUUCAAACCUGUCUAUAUCAAAAAGGCUUUGAAAUUCACAUUUCCAAUGCUGCCAUUGGUGAAUUACACUGUGAGGUUGUUCACAGUGAUCCUGGUAAGGAUCUUGCAUUACUGUAUUGUCCAGGUCUCAAUUUACAUCAAAGUGGAAUUUCUCCAUUGCAAUUGUCAACUCAGUUGUUGCUGCCAGGAAUGGAGAUAUUUUCUUUUGGUUAUCCCAUGAGUCACACUGAAGAAACUGCUCUUUUUGUGAAUGGAAAUGUUUCUGGAUCAAAGAGGAAGUUAUAUAACCCUUCAAUGGCAGUAUUGAAUUGCUCACUGAAUUCUGGCAAUUCAGGGGGUCCAGUUCUGUCCUGGGUAGAUGGUGAGGUAAGGGUAGUUGGCAUUGCAACUCAGAAACAUUUUAAACAUAUUUUAUCACAGGAUGAAAGGAUUGCAAUUAAAAAUAUUAGAGAAUCAUUGCAAACCCAAGCUAUUUCUGAUGUGCAAGAGCGUGAUGUAAAUUACCUCUCUCGUGGAUCCUUUCUUAGAGGAAUCCCCACUUCCUGUCAUAUUUCACUGCAUCUGCUGACAUUAAAACUGUACGAUGCUUUGGAAACACAUUCUCAAUUCAAUUUAAGCAAUGCAUUACCUGGAGAUUUGGUGGUUGAGUUUAUCAACAACUUCAUCCCUGAAUGCAAUGGAGAGCAUAAAGAAGAGUUGAUCAAGGUUGUUGAAUUGUCUCAUUGAAUCAAUCAAACAUUUGAUAUUCAAUGUGGAUCCUUUAUGAUUGCAUGUCUAAGUUUUUUUAAGAUUGUUGUUGUGGGACAUAAUUUGUAGUAAAAAAUGAGAAACACUUUUUUUAGGAGUAUUAACUGUCCAGAAAUGCCUGUAUUGUUAAACAGGCCCUGCUACUUUUAGUGGUUCAUAAUUAUUAUUUGCAUGUGGUUAAGUUUGUUAAUUUUUUAAUAAUUAUCUCUCUCAAAGAUAAAUUAGGUUAAUUAACCCUUUAACUCCCGUGAGUGACCAAGACAGAAUUUCUCCCUACAAUAUCAACACAAUAUCAAUCUGACAAGUGAUGAGAAUAACAAAAAAUAUCAAUCAGGUAAUUAGAAGUUGAUCCAAUACCAAAUUCUCCAAUCUAAAAUUGCAAGAACUGUAUGGCAGACAGUAAAGAGAAUUACUAAUGAGAUCUAGGGAGUUAAAGGGUUAAGCAAUAAUGAACCGUAUGAAGAAACUAUGAACUUUGUGAUAAUGGAUUAUCAUUUUUCAUGCUGAUUUUCUUAAACUAUCAUUAGAGUGAGUAUUAUAAAACAAUUCAAAUAGUACGCAUGCUCUGAUUGGCCAUAAAACCAUUUUACAUGAGCGUAUGUAAACAUGGUUUUCGUUCCUCUUUCAUUAGUUAUUUUAUAAAAGAAAUGUAAAAUGGUUUCCGUGUUUACAUAGCCUGAUGUAAACACGCGGGACUUGAUAAGCUGGAAACCACUCCACUUCACGUCGUGGUUUCCAGCUUAUCUCGUGUUCUCCCAACCUCCCGCAUGUUUACAUCAGGCUAUGUAAACACGGAAACCAUUUUACAUUUCUUCAUUAUGUAGUAAUAGUGUUGUUUGGAUUUAUUGAAAUAAUUGUGGGAUACCUUAGGGCUCUUAAAACAUAAAUGUUUUUAAUGUAAAAAGGUAUCUGCCACCUGAUAAUGGUUCAGAAUUUCUAUCAUCUAUGGUGGAUAAAGUCUCACAAUUUUUUGAGAACUCUCAUAGUUAAAAAGACUCUGUUUCAGAGAAGUUUGUUAAAUUUAGCAAAAGGAGGACAAAAACUUUGAAGAAAUUUUGGUAUCACCAAAAAGGGCUACCAUUUUGUAGAGAUAAAUUGAACUUGGACUUCUCAAUUUUUUGUUUUUCAUUUUACUAUAUAUGCAAAGCUUUGCUCUUGGAAAAACUGUUAGGUGCUGUGAGGCACCUUCAAAAUAAUCAGGUGUUGCUCAGCUCUUAAAAGCUAUUAUAAAAGCAGUUAUAAAAGUCUCCUAGAAAUAAAGUUAAUCUCCUCUACCACAUGGGUUCCACCAGAGCACAGCUCCAAACAAGUGUAAUUUAGCCUUUGCAUAUCUUAAGCAUUUCAUAAUUCUUUUUUUUAACCUUGAGAUGUAUUUUAGGUGGAUGUAUCAGUGGUUGGUUUUUUUUUUUAAAUUUUUGUUAUCAAGUUUACUAUCAAGAAGUGUAGUUUUGAUGCAUAAAUUGUAAUGUUCUUGUAAUUAAACUGUAUUAAUUUUGUUUAUUUCACUUAUGAUAUUUGGUUCCAGUCCUUUGUUUUGUUUUGUAACUCAGCUUUAGUAUCUUUAUACAAUAGACCACACUUUUUAUUGGUUUCCUAGUGUAAUAACCCAUGCAGGAUGCUGAGAAAACACAAGCAAAGUUUGUGGAUAUGAGCCAGAGGCAAGUGAUUUACAAACUUUUCUUGUGUUUCUCUAACAACCCAAGUGGGUUAUUAUGCCAGUAAACUGACGGAAGCUGCAGUCUAUUGCGCUUUGAAAUAAACUUAUUUUUUUAUUCUAUGGGUUUCCUUGUGCAAUUAAUGAUUUGUUCUUAACCAAUCAGGGCACUUGCAGUUUUUCAGUUAUUUCAUAAAAAUGCAGAAAAACUAUUUACAUAGUUUCAAAAUCUGAAUGUCAAUUUUAUAUAGUAACAAGACCUACCUGUUUAUGAGUGAUAGACUUAAUAAUGCACAUUUGCAUUCAUCAAUCUUCUGUUUCAAGCAAAGAAGAGUAACUAGCCAUUUUUCAGAGAUGCCAAGCUCUGGAGAUCUUUUUUUGGACCAGAUCCCCCCCCCUCAACCAAAUUUGCCUCCACCAAGCAAUUUUGCGGGAAAAACAUGGAUCUAUCUGUCAGGGACUUCAAUUGGUUGAAUACUCAUCCAAUCAGACUCUCCAUUAUGUAGGAGUAACAAAGAAGAAAGCAUCUUCUUUUUGCUUUCAACAAACAAUGUACAUCAUGCAAGAAAAUGAGGCCAGAAACCGUAAUACAAGCAUAAGAAGCCAAAUGAUUUUGGAAUUUUGGAAGAUAUGUAGCCUGAAUCUUCUUUGUGGGCAACUGAUCCAAACUUCCUUUCUAUCCAGGAGUUCUGGUCACCCAUACGGGAGAGUGGGAGAUUGGCUGUGUAUCUAGGAAAGUUGGCAUAUAUGAGUUUUGGUUUGUAAUACCAUUCUGCACGUUGCCAGUAUAGAGUGCAGGGGGAAGGGAUGAGUGAAGUAGGCCAAUGAUUUGAUGAAAUCAUGUUUUAUUACUGCUAAGGGUUUCCUAGGUAUGCAGUCGAGUCCUUUACCAUAAAAUGUGGUGAAUGUAUUCAUGAUAUUAUUCUAACAUUUCAUGAGAAAUCUCACCACUUUGAGAAUUUCACCGCCAAAUGAAAAAACAUAUCCCGAUGGUAUGAAGUUCGUUAAGACAUUGAGAUGAGUCUUGCAUACAUACAUACUUACAUGCAUACUGGUUUAUCGCAUCAAUACCCUUAGUUAUUAAGGAAAAAAGAAUAAGCUACUCUCCAGGUAUUGCCCAGACAUAAACUGAAACAGAACGAAUGAAUUUAUAAUAAUUAUACAAACUGCGUUGAUUGAGUAACAAGCACUGCACUUGAGUGGAAAAAUUCAAUAGAAGUCUAUUAGCUAUUUCAUGAAAACAUUACUGUUCAGGAGAGCGCCCUGGGGACGAGGUAGCCUCUCAUUGCGCGGCUAAUAAAGUAUUGCACCAUUCUUCAGACCAAGUACAAGGAUUUCGAAAAGAGGACAUCGGUAGAGUUUGACUACCAGUUUACGAACCAGCGGUAUAUUUCUACGGUGUUGGCUUUCCUAUUUUGCCUACAUAUGAGAAGAAACUCUCACUGAAGUGCAGACAUCGUUUCAAUGGGUAGUUAUUUCUCCACUCAAUCCCCACCAGACAAAGUGGACAACAAUGAUGUGCUAGGAAACAAGGGAAGAAAAGUUUUGGAUGCCUGUGUGAAGGUUAAGAUUUACGGCAAACCAGAAACACGCAGAUAUGAUAGUGAAAGAGCACGGCAACUAUUUUGGGGAUGUUACGUGCAUCAAAUGGGAAUAGAAUACGGUGAAUUUCCGCAAGCUGAACCCGGUGAUAAGACAGAGAAAACAUACAGCAUUAUUGAUAUUUACAAGGCAAUGGAUAAGUAUGACAACAUACCCUAUGUUGAAAUAUAUCCCGAAGGGCCUGACGCAAAGGAGAUGAAAGAGUUGAUUGAUAAACGAAGAGCUGACGUUGAAAGAGAGUUGGUGGAAGCUAGACUUAACCCAGAUGGAAGAAAAACGUAUUCCUGGACUGUUGCACAGCACCGAGUUAGAAAUUGCUAUGCUGGGAACUUUCCAGAGGAUGGAUACAUUUUUCCUUCUUUUGGAUAUUACAGUAUCGAGGACAUUAAGAAAGUUGUCGAUUUGUAUGAUGAAAAAGCCAUUGAAGUAUUUAAUGACGAAAGCAAAAGCAUAGACGAGAAAGUCCUUUUACAUAGGGCUGACAUUCAAAAGAAAUACAACGAUGCUCUCACUUCUCCCAGCACUCUCUACAAAUUUAGUAAAGAAAAAGCACAGGAAAGUUUAAAGAAUUGUUACUCUGUUGCUCAUGAUCAUCUGAUUCUCAGAGCUUACAACAGUUGCUACACAUGUCAUGAACCUGAUUUCUGUAUUUUUAAACUUCAUAAUGUAGUUAGUUGGAAUGAUAUCAAAUUGCUGCAGGUUAGCAAAUACCCUGCUGAAGGACCUGGUUCUGAAGAGCUGAGGAAUUCAAUUGAAAGACACAGGGCAGAUUUAGAGAAAGAAUAUCAGAACUUUUGUAACAGUGAAAAAUCCAGGCUACCAGUUCAUGAAUAUUCUCAUGGAGAGGCACAGCGCCAUGUUAGAGAUUGUUUUGCUAGUGCCAUUCCUGGGGAUAGUGAUGUAUUACCCACAAAGGAGGAUCAGAGUGGAAUGCCAAAGUUCUACCAAACUUUUGAUAUUUUUGACAUAAAACAAUCUCUGGAUUAUUUUGAUGCCAAAAAGUUUCUUGAAAAGUAUCCAGAAAAGGGACACAUAUCUGAUGAAAUAAAGAAAUGUGUUGAUGAACAGAGAGAAAAUAUUCUAAGGGAAUAUGAGAUUGCCACUACCAAUGCUGAAAUUGAGCAUGGUUCUGGAUUUGUCAUCAGUGACCACUUUAUACUUACCAACAGGCAUGUGAUUGAAACCUGCCUAUAUCAAAAAGGCUUUGAAAUUCGCAUUUCCAAUGCAGCCAUUGGUGAAUUACACUGUGAGGUUGUUCACAGUGAUCCUGGUAAGGAUCUUGCAUUACUGUAUUGUCCAGAUCUCAAUUCACAUCAAAGUAGAAUUUCUCCACUGCAGUUGUCAACUCAGCCAUUGCUGCCAGGAAUGCAGAUAUUUUCUUUUGGUUAUCCUAUGAGUCACACUGAAGAAACUGCUCUUUUUGUGAAUGGAAAUGUUUCUGGUUCAAAGAGGACCCUAUCAGGCCAUUCAAAGGCAGUAUUGAACUGCUCACUGAAUUCUGGCAAUUCAGGGGGUCCAGUUCUGUCCUGGGUAGAUGGUGAGGUAAGGGUAGUUGGCAUUGCAACUCAGAAACAUUUUAAAGAGAUUUUAACACUGAAGGAAAUGGAUACAAUUGAAAAUAUAAGAAAAUCGUUGCAAACCAAAACUAUUACUGAUGUGCCAGAGUAUGAAAUAGAUAGAAAAAUAACAAAACAAAUCCCCAUGUCCUGUCAGGUUUCACUCCAUCUGCUCACAUUAAAACUGUACGAUGCUUUGGAAACACAUUCUCAAUUCAAUUUGAGCAAUGCAUUGCCUGGAGACUUGGUGGUUAAAUUUAUCAAAAACUUCAUCGCUAAAUAUGAAGGGGAGAAUAAAGAAGAGUUGAUCAAGGUCAUUAAAAUUGUCUCAGUGAGUUCAUCAAACAGUUAA
Molecule: messenger RNA, 12325 nt
Organism: Pocillopora meandrina
Lineage: Eukaryota; Metazoa; Cnidaria; Anthozoa; Scleractinia; Pocilloporidae
Source: the annotation of a GenBank genome assembly